CCUUCUCUUUUUUCUUUUUUCUUUUUUGAAUUUGCAUUUUAUUUAUUUGUUAACAUUCUUAUAUUACAUCAGUAAACAUUGUCAUAUUACAUUACAGGACUUACUAUAAUAUAAUUUCCAACAUGUAUACAAAAAUUAUAUACAAAUUUUAUAUACCUAGAAAGAAAAUGAAACAAAACAAAAAAAGAAAGAACAAAGAGAAAAAACAAAAACAAUUCCCCCUCCAAAAUCAUAUACAUACCAACACACUAGACUUCCUGUCUAUCCUGUUGUGUAUUCCUUUUUUACAGAUGAAUGUACUCUUAUUAUUGUAUAUUUCUUUACAUUUUAUCUAAUACAUUCCUAUAUCAAUAUGUGCUCUUAGUCUUAUUUCUCAACUCAUUCUCACUCCAGCGUCAAUCAAAUGCUAGCAUAGAUAGCGAACCUUUACUGUAUUUUUGAACAUAUGUUUUAUAUCUAUCCCACUUUUCCAUAAAUUUUUGUUUUGAAUUGCUUCUCAGGGUAUUUGUUAACUGUGCCAUUUCAGCAAAUUCUUGUAGCUUGUAAUGCCAGUCUGUUAUUGUCAGGGCUUCUUGUUCCUUCCACCCCUUUGCCACCAAAGUCCGAGCUUCUCUUCUUAUGCUUGCCAGGUUGCAUUGGGACUUUCAGACGAGGCCGCUGACAUCAUGAGUGACUCAGGAAGCCUCGGCAGUGACCGCUCCAAGCCCAGUGCCAGAGCCAUUUAUGAGCAGAGGAAGAAGUAUUCCAGCAUUAUCAUGGCAGACGUCUCACAGUAUGCCGUCAAUCACUUGGUGACCUUCUCCAUCGGGGACGAGGAUGACUUGGCAACCGUGGAGGAUGCCACCAGGAAACUGUCCGUCAUGGAUGCCCAAGGGAAGAUCUGGGUUCAGGAGAUGUUGCUUCAGGUCAACGGGUCGGCCAUCAAGCUCUUUGACAUAGACUCAAAGGAGGAGCUAGAGAACUACGGACUAGCAGCUGUGGCUCGUUGUGAAGCCGUUCGACCUGAGUCUCGAUCCCAGUCGCUGCUUCUGCUUGUGUGCCAGGAACCCCACCAGCUCAAACCAGAUGUCCACUUCUUUGAAUGUGACCAUGUAGGGGCAGAAUUGAUCCAGCAGGACAUUAAUGGAGCUCUGUUGGACUUCAAGUCCGGUGGAAAUGCUCAACGGAAGGAGGCUCUCAGAGCUACCCAGAAUUGGCUUGGCAGCCAGACCAACAAGGCUCCGGAGACCCUGCCUCAGUCUCCUAAACAGGUGCCCUCCAGGACAACGAUUAUCGUGCCAGAGCAAAAGGAGAAUGAUAUCUCAGCAGCUGAAUCUGACCUGGCCUUUGUUCAGUCUGAGCAAAAUGUGGAGCUGCUGAACCAUGUUUUUGACGACGUGGAAGCCUUCAUAGGGAAGCUGCAGAAAUCGGCCGAAGCUUUCCGUGUCCUGGAUCAACGCAAGCGCUCCGCAAAGAGCCGUCGCCGGGGACCAGGCGAGGGACUCCUGACAAUCCGAUCCCGGCCUCCUCCCCAAGAGGAGUUUGAAGAUGCUCUGGCAAAGAUGAAAUAUUCCUUCAGCCUUCUGGCAAGGCUGAAAUCGAACAUUGCAAACCCUACCUCAGAGGAGCUCAUACAUUUUCUCUUCAACCCGUUGAAGCUGGUUGUGGAGUCUUCAGGGGGACCAGCGUUUGCUUCUGAGCUGCGCAGCCCCAUGCUGACCCUGGAAGCAGUGACCCUGAUGCGAGGCUGCUUGGGAGACCAGGAGACGGAACUGUGGUAUUCACUGGGCGAAAACUGGACCAGGCCAAGAGUGGACUUCCCCCGGGGCUACGCAGAUCCCUACAACCCAACUUUCCGGAGUGGCUGGGAGACGCCACGCCUAGACGCUUCUGGCCAGCCUUGGGAAGACCCAGUGGAGAUGCAACACCGACACGAAGAACGUCGUGCCCAACAAUCAGCUCCCACAAUUGCAGCCAAUGGACAUAAACACCCAGAAAGCAAGUCUGUGAUCUCCACCCAUAACUUCACAGCCAGAAACAACAACGAACUCUCAGUACUUCAUGGAGAAAUGUUGCAGGUCCUGGAUGACAGCAAGAAGUGGUGGAAAGUUCAGAACCACUACGGUCAGGUUGGCUACGUCCCUUAUAAUAUUCUUGCCCCAGUUCUAAACCACAACAGCGCUCCUCAGGUCAACGGAACCAGCCCAGCGAUAUCCAAGAAAAGUCCACCUCAGCCGCCACCCAAGACCAAAAGUCUGUACACAAAUGGCAGAAAUUGGGCCAGCACAGAGGCACUUAACAUGGACCUGAGUGAGCGAGAGCGCUUCAACACGGUGAAUGAGGAGCUCGCCCUGAGGCUGGCCAAUGGGACAACUAGCCAUAGCAGGAACCUUCACAUCCAGCGUGCUGCAGACACCAACCUGCCUCUAGGAUACGAUUCAGACCCUGCUCAAGUUCGGACCUGGCUGGAGGCCAAAGGAUUCAGCCCACUGACAGUAAGUGCCCUGGGGGUCCUAAACGGAGCUCAGCUUUUCUCCCUGAAGAAGGAUGAGUUCAGAGCUGUCAGCCCAGAGGAAGGAGUUCGAGUCUACAGCCAGGUCACAGUCCAGAGAGCCCUACUGGAGGAUUCUGGGAAAGUAUCAGAGCUAGAGGCUGUGAUGGCGAAACAGAAAAGGAAACUGGAGGGUUUGAAUCUGUAGAUGGGAGAUCGCCCCGUUUGGUGUGGGAGUGCCCCCUGUUGAAGCAUUGAGGAACUGCAUGGUAACAGGCUCUGAAGCCACACCAACAUCCCAAACUCCCCACAUCACUCAAGAUCUGCAUUCUACAGCAGCGUUUGUUUUGAGCUAAACUUGUUGUUGUUGAGCAUAUGUUCCUGUAAAGCAAAUUACCGCCUUCAAAUCAUAUCCCAGAUUUUCUCUCCAACUCCCUUUUGAAAUAGUCAUCAGAAGAAACCUCUCUUCUCUCAGUCAGUAGAACAUCAGACUCUUAAUUGUAGGAUCGUGGGUUCGAGCCCCACGUUGGGCAAAAGAUUCCUGUACUGCAGGGGGUUGGACUAGAUGACCCUUGUGGUCCCUUCCAAUUCUACAAUUUACCCAGCCCACACGCCUUCCCUCCCCAAAUGCGGGGGGAAAUGGAAUAGCAGCAACUCUUCCUCAUGAUAACAGAGAACAUUCAUGCCGCAUUCAUCUUAUCUCCUUUCAUACAAAAUGAAAUAAUGUUUACCUUUUACAGAAGGUAAUGGACCUAGGUCUGGCUCACUAGGAAAACUGGAUUGAAUUAUUAUCAUUAAUUAAAUUUUACAAGCUUUGCAACAGAUCUCCAUGGAAAUUCCACUCGUCAAAUCAACCAUUCUUCCAUUUCUGUGCAUUCCUGUUGUUUGCUAUCUCUUUCUCCCCACCUGUCCCUGAAUUUUUCAGUUAAAUCUAGGCCUGGAUAUUGCCGUAUGCAUUAUUUGUUUUGCAGUUGCACUGCAUCAUUAUCCUUGCAGCUAUAAAUCUGCAUUUUUACACACUGCACCAUAGUGGUUGUAGUCAAAACUUUUGUCUCCACUUUCCAUCAGGGUGAGUUGCCAACUCAUGAGUAUUUUUCAGCAAGAAAUCUUCUGUUGCCAGGAUUUAUCCAUCUAUCUUUACUUGAACAAGAGAAUAGCUCGGCUGAAAUGUUUUAAGUAUCUCAGGAAUGUUUCCUCCUUCAGGAGAGACAUGGGAAGCUAUGGAACAAGCUUUUCUACAAGAUCACCCUUAAAGGAUUUUUCCUACUGACAAACUCACACUUUCAUUCCAUGGAGUUAAUGUAAGCUGACAUUGGGCACUACCACCUCCUGUCACCAGAUGGCAGUCUCUAUUUGAGGCAAACCAAGCCUUGCCCUUCACAAACUGUAUUUGGAAAACGUCAUUUCCCCCACUUUCAUUGUGUACAUAAAAGUUUUGCCAGGUUUUAACAACUUGGCCCUUUCAUCUCUAGUUGUAUCUUUUGGGGGGGGGAUUGAAUCAGAUCAGCUACUUUCAAGGAGUCUUGUGCAAGAGAAUAUGAUAUUCUGUGUAUAUGUAUAUAUAUAGUCAAAGCUUGAUGAUUUAUUUGGAAAUGAGUUAUGCUGAAUUUCCAUUGUGGUGGACUGGAAGGAGAGGAGUUUGGCAAUACUAUAACCAGAUCCCCCCCCCCGACAGUUUUCACACUUGUUAAAUAAUUUGUUGAAGAACACAAUGAUUUCGACUGCUUUAGAACUGUUUCCAUUCAAACUUCCUCUGUUUUAAGUGUCCCUUUGCAAGCAGCUCUGCUCAAAUGGUUUACCCUUGGUGUGUGUCUUUUAAAAUUAACAUGUUGAAGAAAUUUUGGCCAAAUAGCUCAAAGCUGUUCCACCC
Podarcis raffonei (Aeolian wall lizard) is the source of this 4340-nucleotide messenger RNA. It is a transcript of the gene EPS8L1, whose product is annotated as EPS8 like 1. Gene Ontology annotation, cellular component: ruffle membrane; plasma membrane; vesicle. NCBI's taxonomy places the organism in Eukaryota, Metazoa, Chordata, Lepidosauria, Squamata, Lacertidae. The transcript is spliced from 20 exons. The coding region runs from base 546 to 2678 and encodes 710 amino acids. The record is from RefSeq and is a predicted model, not a curated record. Gene Ontology annotation, biological process: regulation of Rho protein signal transduction; Rho protein signal transduction; positive regulation of ruffle assembly. Gene Ontology annotation, molecular function: actin binding.